Molecule: messenger RNA, 1629 nt
Organism: Verticillium dahliae VdLs.17
Lineage: Eukaryota; Fungi; Ascomycota; Sordariomycetes; Glomerellales; Plectosphaerellaceae
Product: C6 zinc finger domain-containing protein
Exons: 4
Coding region: 1-1629 (542 amino acids)
Source: RefSeq, a predicted model, not a curated record
AUGGCCCCCGAACCACCGCCGCCGAGCAGACUGCUUCUGACGAGCAAUGAGACGCCUAUUUGUAGAGAGCCCCGAGAUUCCGCGGCUGCGACACGGCUUUCAAACUUUCAAGGAACACCAACAGCGGAAUGCCAGCCAUGCAGUCAUUAUUACCCCUCGACGGCAACACUUCCUCCCCCCAAAGGGACGCACAUGCGGCUCAAGCCGCGCAUGCUGCAUCUCCGGACAAUUCAGCUCGUGUUCCCCGUGGGGCCGGCACGCCUCCGGAUGCAACAACAGUUGCCAAUAGGCCCCGAGGCCCUCGCAAACGGGACCGUGGGGAGGUGUCAAGGGCUGAUGUCGCGUAUCCACGAAAAAGAGCGACUGCAGCUUGUGCUCUCCAGGUUGGACCGCUUGCCAUCGUCUCCAGGACAAGGACAUGGCGGCUUGGUUGCAGAGCUCUCGUACGCUGCCAAUUCGACGCCCAGUAAUUCAGUCCCAUUAGAACCUCGGAGAACCACAGACGAGGCCCCUGUCGAGGUUCAAACCAUCUCAAGAGACGACUUGUCGAUCCCAUCCGCAAAGACGACAUGCGAGGCUGUCCUUCAGUGGCCUGUGCUGGAAUGCUGCUAUCCCCCAAAUUACAUCAUUGACGCCGUUUUUGAAACGGGGAUUGUAGAUAGCGACUCUGACGAGGAGGAUGAGAAGGAAAGCUCGAAUCUCUCGCUAUUAAACAAAUCCAGAAGACACGGGUUCAACGAAGAGGAUGUGUUGCCGUUGGUACAGAGGUUCCUCGAUCUCGUGCACACCAAAAAUCCAGUUCUCGAAGCCGACACUUUGUGGUCCUAUGCCCGGCGCGUAGCAGAAGAUGGACUUAAGUGGGACUCGAGGUCUUGCAUGGUGCUGCUUGCGUGCGCUCUUGGCUCUGUAGCCCGCUCAUUCCCAGAGGGCACCUCGACGCCUAGCCCUGGCGCCACAUCUUCGCUCAAGUCUCAGGCUGAAAGUCUUCACAGCGGCGAGGUCUACUACAACCUUGCUCGUCGAAGAUUUGGUUUGCUCCAAAAGGGAUUACUCGAACCCCAAUGUCAUUUCUUCGCAGGUGUUUACCUGAUGUACACGCUGAGACCAUUGCUCGCAUGGACACAGUUCCAUUCAGCUUCCAGAUCGUAUCAUGUCUACCUUCAGUGCCAGGCCCGCAGAACGAACUCCCUAACAAGCGGCUCAAGGUCUGCACGGCGGCGUCAACUAGAGCAGCGACUUUACUGGAGUUGUUACAAGUCUGAGUGCGAGCUCCGAGCCGAGAUGGAUCUUCCCAACAGUUCGUUGGCGUCGUUCAACUUUCCGGAUAUGCACCCUUCACCGCCCGACAUGGAUACACCGAGUUCCGACCCGGUGGACCAGACGAAUCCGAGUGCUGGGCAGCAACCUUCAGUGCCAAGCCGCCUAUCAGCUUCUUUGAUACUGCAGCAAGAAGAAAGCUGGUACUACUACUUGACCGAAAUCACUCUCAGAAGGAUCGCAAACGACAUUCUGAAUGAGUUUUACCAGAAUGGACAUGAAGGGUGGAAUACCGAGACAAUCGGCUUCAUGGCUCAAGCAGCACGCGGGUUCGAACAGCAACUAUCUGACUGGUAUGAACUCAUCGGUUAA